GAGCAACUGGAGAACUCUGUUCCAUCAGUUCGACAACCCAGUUUUACCAUCGUUCUAUUAUCAAUUCGACUAUCACUCACUUGAGAAAAAUUAACCUCAAAUUUCCAACAUUAGUGGCUUUUUUGGUUGUUUUUACAAAAUAAAGCAAUAAAAAUCAUAUGAAUAUUCAUAUUGGAUUCCAAUAAAAAGUGUUGAAAUGGCAUUAGCAAUAAAAAUUUUCCAAAGAAAUUUAUCAACAUCAUCUAUCUGUUAUGGUAAAAAGAAUUUUCGAAAAUUUUUACUGUAUAAUAAAGCUGGUACGAGAGCUUUUAAAAAGCAACAAACGAUCAAGCCUCAUCCACUUAUUCCAAUUGAUAAAAGAGGAGUAAGAGAUGUAGGAUAUAGGGUAGACGAUCGAUUUAUAGAAGUUCCAGAAAUGAUUCCAGAACUUAUUGUACCAAACCUUGAAGGUUGUAAAUUGAAACCUUAUGUUUCAUACCAAGCAGUGAAUAUUUCUCAAUCAGAAUUCACAUCAAAGGAUUUAUUUGAUGCCGUAUACUCUCCUAAAAUAGUUUCUGACUUUCAAGCAGGAAAGUUAGAUGAGAAUGGCAAUCCUCUAAAACCAAAUGAGAAUGAAUUAUUAACACCAGAAGAAGCAAAAAAUAGGGCAUUAAAAACAGGAAGUGACAUAUUUACUCAAAAGCUUGAACAACCAGAAGAAAAAUAUCGAAACUAUGUUGUUUAAAUUUAUUGUCGUAGAAUGUGAUUAUUUCAAGUAUUUCACAUGUUAUAACUUGAACAAUUCAUGCUGCUAAACUAGUGGACCUAUUUUUUCCAUUAAAAUCACCAUGAAAGAUGAUUCAUAGAAUUUAAAAAAUUUCUACUAACCUUUUUGUAUAUAUUUAUUUUAUAAACUAAUUAUUAUUAAUUAUUAUGUAGGUUUACUACGUGCACCAAUACGUAAAUUAGCGAUAUUAUUCUUUAAUAAAUAAUUCCUUUCAUCAAUUCAAUUUUAUUUUAAUCUCUCAUGAAUAUCGCUAUACGCUUGCCAUACUUUGAUAUGAUAAUAAAAACCCUUUAUCGCUCAUUUUACAAUUGAUAACAGUUUUAUUUUAUAUACCCUAUAAAAUAUUCACGAUUAUUGACUACAUUAGACCUUGUAUUGCAAAUCUAUGGGUACAUAUCACAAUAUCAUUAUUUCACUUUUUCCAUCUGUAGCAAUUAUACUCGUUUUUUUCUUUUUUAAGACCAAUCAAAUGUUAAUGAAUAAAUAUUUAUAUAGCAAUACUAUUAUUACGGAAAUCAUUCUUUUUAUUAUUAUUAUUAUGAUUGAUCAAAAAUCUCUGAUUUCAGUCUAUGACAUCU
Molecule: messenger RNA, 1344 nt
Organism: Chelonus insularis
Lineage: Eukaryota; Metazoa; Arthropoda; Insecta; Hymenoptera; Braconidae
Gene: mRpL41
Product: mitochondrial ribosomal protein L41
Exons: 3
Coding region: 197-724 (175 amino acids)
Biological process (GO): translation
Cellular component (GO): mitochondrial large ribosomal subunit
Molecular function (GO): structural constituent of ribosome
Source: RefSeq, a predicted model, not a curated record